This is a messenger RNA of Phlebotomus argentipes, 2752 nucleotides long. It is a transcript of the gene Pmp70, whose product is annotated as ATP-binding cassette sub-family D member 3. Gene Ontology annotation, cellular component: peroxisomal membrane. Lineage: Eukaryota; Metazoa; Arthropoda; Insecta; Diptera; Psychodidae. The transcript is spliced from 8 exons. Gene Ontology annotation, molecular function: ATP hydrolysis activity; long-chain fatty acid transmembrane transporter activity; ABC-type transporter activity. Gene Ontology annotation, biological process: very long-chain fatty acid catabolic process; peroxisome organization; long-chain fatty acid import into peroxisome. The coding region runs from base 221 to 2203 and encodes 660 amino acids. The record is from RefSeq and is a predicted model, not a curated record.
CUCGAGUGAUUUGCGUGCGAGGUGAGAUCGCAGAAAAAUGGAGUUGCUGUGAAAGUGGGAAACAAGUGCAGAAAACUUGUGUCAUUGAGCAUUUCCCAGCGGUUUUUCCACACAUCGUGAAAGUGUGCGUGUUGCGGCACGAGUGAGUGAAAGUCCUGGGUGGUUUCCUGUUGUGCAGUGUGGGUGAAAAGGUGGUUUUCCGGGGUGGAUUUGGUGUGUCAUGGCACCGAGCUUGAGUAAACUUGCCCAGCACCAGAACAGCCUUCUGAGCUGCCUGGGCGUCUCGGCGGCCGUGUGGAUAAUCCUGUACGGUCAGAGAUCCAAUCGCAAUGGGAAGCGCAAGUCCCGUCCCGAGGAUCAGAUCCAGUACCUGAUCGCGGAGAAGAAAGACAAGAGGACGCAGAAGGCGCAUGUGAACAGAAUCUUCUUCCGGCAGCUGCGCGUCUUGCUCGGAAUCAUCAUUCCACGUGCCUGGAGUGUGGAAAGUGCGCUGAUGAUCACCGUCGGCAUGUCGCUGAUCGCGCGCUCCAUCAGCGACAUUUGGAUGAUCCAGAAUGCCACGGUCGUGGAGAGUUGCAUCAUCACGAUGAACAGGCCGAAGUUCAAGAAGGCCCUUCUCAAGUUCUUCGCUGCACUUCCGCUGAUUUCCGUAGUCAAUAACGUACUUAAGUGGAGCCUUGGAGAGCUCAAGUUGCGGUUUAGGACGAAUUUGUCGAAUCAUCUGUACAAUGAAUACCUGAAAGGGUUCACAUACUACAAAAUGUCCAAUCUGGACAACAGGAUAGCGAAUGCCGACCAACUGCUGACGACGGACAUUGACAAGUUCUGUGAGAGCUUCACGGAUCUGUACUCGAACGUAAGCAAGCCGGCUCUCGACAUUAUGCUGUACGUGUAUCGCUUGACGGUGAAUCUGGGCGGUCAGACGCCGUCGAUUCUGCUAGCCUAUCUCCUCUUUGCUGGUAUCUUCCUCACGCAUCUGCGCCGACCCACGGGGCGACUCACGGUGAUGGAGCAGAAGCUUGAGGGUGAGUUCCGGUAUGUGAACAGUCGCCUGAUCACGAACUCCGAGGAGAUUGCCUUCUAUCAGGGCAACAAUCGCGAGAAGUUGACAAUUCUGGCGAGCUUCUCCAAGUUGGUGUCGCACAUGAGGAAGUUCCUGGACUUCAGGGUGAGCAUGGGCAUCGUGGACAACAUCGUGGGAAAGUAUAUUGCCACUAUUGUGGGCUUCUAUGCCGUAUCCAUUCCCUUCUUCACCAAAGAUCAUCCUCUGCUCACGGGUGGCCCCGAGGGUGACCGGCUGAGGAAAUACUACACCUUUGGGCGGAUGCUAGUGAAACUGGCAGAGGCCAUUGGUCGUCUGGUUCUGGCUGGUCGGGAGCUUUCUCGCCUGGCGGGCUUCACGCAGCGCAUGACAGAGCUGAGAAGUGUGCUGAUGGAUCUUAAUCAGGGCAAAUAUGAGCGCACGAUGGUGAGCAACUCCAGCAGCGCUGACGGUGAGAUUGGCGUCGGUCAGGGUAUUCUUGCAUUCCAAGAUAACAUCAUUAGCUUCGACCAAGUGCCUCUGGUCACGCCCAACGGUGACAUUCUCGUCAAGGAGCUCACGUUCGAAGUCAAAUCCGGGAUGAAUGUGCUGGUGUGUGGACCCAAUGGCUGUGGCAAGUCCAGUCUGUUCCGCGUUCUGGGCGAGUUGUGGCCGAUGUGGGGUGGAAAAUUGACGAAACCACCGCGUGGGAAGCUCUUCUACAUCCCCCAGAGACCAUACAUGACACUGGGCACCCUCCGUGAUCAGAUAAUCUAUCCUCACACGCACGACGAGAUGCUGCGGCGUGGGCGCUCGGACGAGGACCUCCUGAGUUACCUGGACCUGGUGCAGCUGUCGUAUCUGCAGGUGCGCGAGAAGGGUCUGGACGCGAUUGAGGACUGGAUCGACGUGCUGUCGGGCGGCGAGAAGCAGCGAAUCGCCAUGGCGCGUCUCUUCUACCACAGCCCGCAGUUCGCCAUCCUGGACGAGUGCACGAGCGCGGUGUCGGUGGACGUGGAGGGCAGCAUGUAUCAGUACUGCCGGAAGGUGGGCAUCACGCUGUUCACGGUGUCGCAUCGGAAGUCGCUGUGGAAGCACCACGAAUACUAUUUGCAAUUCGACGGGCGCGGAUCGUACGAGUUCGCCCCCAUUGACAGCACUACGCAAGAGUUUGGCUCUUAGGGCUCCUCCUCCGCCUCCUGCUCCCCUAGCGAAUGUCCUCUGGCCUGCAUCAUUUUCUUCUUUCUUGUUUUCGGUGAAUGGAGAGUGGUUUUCACGUCUAGUGUAAUAGCGCCACUGGUGGCCGUCUAAUAGUGAAUUAAUUUAUUAAUUCCACGUAGUGCACAAAUUUUGGUGUAAAUAAAGUGAUUUUAUUUUGUAAAUUAAAUACUUUAAGGCACAUUUCUUGGAUUUUUACAAUUGGAACAGGUUUGAACGGUUUUGAAUUGCGCGCUUUGAAACAUCGAAAAAGAGUGGAGAAAAUCACCAGAAGUGGUGAAUUUAAAUUGGAUUACGGCGAGCUCACUCAACGGAAUAAGAAUAUUAUUCCCAAUAUGAAUCAAAUGAUUUAUUGGGAAGAAAGGACUUUUGUACGAAGCUUUGUAAAAUAGAAGUCAAAUAUGAGUAGACAAUUGAGAAAAGAAUAAGUAACUUAGUAAUUUUUACUGAUAAAAUAGAGAAGGUUUUUUCAUUCACAUUCAAGAAAAUGUAGAAUUAUGGAGCACUUCAAGC